AAGCUUGCCCCAAUCCCAAAUCGUAGACAGCCGAAUACACACACAAUGCGUUCGCACAAAUCGGAGAUCUUCUGCUGGAGCUGCCUUCUCCUUCUGGCCGUGCCAUCUACAAGAGCCGCUUCCGUCUGGCAGCUGCCCAGCCCCGAGCAGGUGUACGAAGAGCUGGACAGUUGCCGCCUUCAGUCGCAAGGACAGGAUGCGGAAACGUUGAGAUGUCUGGUGGAGAGGCUCGGCCUGUGGUCCGACGAGAGUGGCUACAAUGCAAAGCGCAUAGCAAAGAUCUUUGCGGGCCACAACCAAAUGGAGGAGCUGCAGCUCGUGGUCGACUACUGCAACAGCAGAGAGCAACGUCUGAAUCAACCUGAUGAAUGGGCCUACCAGGCCUACAAGUGUGCCACCUCUGGAAGAUUUGGGCAUUGGGUCAAGGAUUACAUGAAGCAGAAAAAUGAUACAUAAAAUAUACAUACUAAUAAGUCCCAUUGCUAGUUAUUAAGAAUUAAUUUAAUUAAAUGCAAAACAAUUUUAAAUUUCCAACACUUUGGCGGUUUGGCCAGC
This is a messenger RNA of Drosophila obscura, 555 nucleotides long. RefSeq lists its product as uncharacterized. The transcript has a single exon. The record is from RefSeq and is a predicted model, not a curated record. Gene Ontology annotation, molecular function: odorant binding. Bases 46 to 456 code for a protein of 136 amino acids. NCBI's taxonomy places the organism in Eukaryota, Metazoa, Arthropoda, Insecta, Diptera, Drosophilidae.